GCCAUCCAGGAGUGCAGUACCUGCUCCCAGCACUCAGCAGAUCUAUUCUCAGAAGUCAGAACAGCAGAGCACCGAAACAAAUGAAAACCUCUUUUAUGUUCCGUAAUUGGGUUUUGAAAAACACCUUUUAAAUUUGUCAAUGUCAAAAACAAAAACAACAUCCGUCAAACUCAAACAAAAACAACAAAAACAAAACUACUUGUUUUGUUUUUGUUAACCGACCUAUUGUGUUAUUUAUUAUUAUUAUUUAUUAUUAUAAUUAUUAUUAACUUUCUCAAAGUUCUCAAAAAAAACAAAUUACAAGACUUUUGUAAAGUUUUGAAGUAGUGAUAUUUAAAAAGUAAAUUAAAUUUGUAAUUUUGAAUUUAUACGUAAUAAUUGAAACUUGCGAUGGAAAUUCGCUGUCGCCUUUGUGGAGAACCCUAUCACAAUCAAAUCGAAGUUCUGGAAAAUACGCGAUUCCUAUCAGUAAUAGACUUGUUUUUCCAGUUGAAAAUUUCCUCAGCUGAUAAUCUACCUUCUACAGUUUGUGAGAAUUGUUACGAAUUUGUUGAACGGAUUUGGCAAUUUAAAGAACAAGUAGAUAGAGCUCAAAUUGUGCUAAAUAGUGUUUUAAUAAGUUCUAUAGAUAUUUUGCCAAAUGUUAUAGGAACACAAGUGUCUGAUAUCCCAGGUUCUAUCUGUGACAAGGGUAAUGGAUUUGAAACUGCUGAAACCAAUUUAUUGAAACCUGUACUAAAACCGGCUUUAAGUGAGGAGGCAGAUGACAAAAAUAUUGAAAAGGAAAGUCACACUCGGAUACAAGAUAAUGAUAUCAAAUCUAAUACCCCUAAUCAUCAGAAAAGUAAUAUAACCUCUAAAAAGACAAAAAAAUCGUCGAGCAGCAACAAAAAGAUAAAAAAACAGGACUCAGCAGAAACAUUCAAAGACAUUGAGUAUGUCAACCCGGAUGGAACUGUAGUUCCAAAAAGGGGCAUUGCAGGCUGGAACUCAUAUCAGUGGACUUGUCCGGAAUGUUCUACUGUGUUUUUUGAAGCAGAUGAACUAAGAGAACACUUGGCGGCCGAUCACAAUAUUUUUACUGCAAGAUAUAUAUGUUUAGAUUGUCCUAAGGUAUACUACAAAUAUGUUAGUUUUAUAAGCCAUGUAAGAUAUCACAGACCGUUGCUCAAAUAUUCCUGCGAUAUAUGUUACAAAUGGUAUGCGACGUCAAAAGAGAUCGAACUUCACCAGACCAGUCAUCACAAAGAGGAACCAUACUUCUGCAGAACUUGUGGCAAAACGUUUCGAUUGCAAUCUCUACUAACUUUACAUACUCGAUCACAUUUACCUAGUGAUAUCAAAAAUUGUUACCAGUGCGAUCAGUGCCCCAAAAAGUUUGGAACUAAACAAAAUCUCCUGGCACAUAAACGGAUACAUUAUGGCAUAAAAGACUAUACCUGUGAUCAAUGUGGCAAGAGUUUUGUUCAGAAAGGGAAUUUGGACAAUCAUUUAUUAACUCAUGAUUCUACUCGACCUUUUCGGUGUACAGUAUGCGAUAAAUCAUUUAAAUCUUUGAUUCAGCUCAGGAAACACAGCUCCAUACAUUUGGGCCUCAAACCUUUCCAAUGUGAUAUUUGUGGAAGACAGUUUAGAGAAAGAGGAACGCUGAAGGAACAUCACAGAAUUCAUACAGGGGACAUGCCGUUUUCCUGCGAGUUUUGUGGAAAAUGUUUUCGGUUCAAGGGCGUACUAACCACGCACAGAAGACAACACACAGGUGAACGACCGUACUCUUGCACAGAAUGCCAGCACCACUUCACCAACUGGCCAAACUAUAACAAGCACAUGAAACGUCGUCACGGUAUUAACACGAGCGUCAACUGUCGAACCAAACAAGAAAUUCCCCCAACAGGAAAACCCUACCGUAAUCCACCUGGUACAGUUUUGGCUGCACCACAACCAGCCCCAUCAAUUCAAGUGGCCUGUCCAACUCAAAGCAAUACUGAUGCGAUGGAAUAUAGUGAAGCUCCGACGUCUACGUUUUAUCCGGUAUUGGGGCUGUAUUGAAUCGAUGAUGAUAUUGCUAAUAGUAUAGUGUGCUAUGUAGGCAAGUCCCUUUGAGAUAAACGGCUUUGGACAAGAAAGUGAAUUUACUAUCAACGACUCUGUGGUAAAAUGGAAUAACCACAUCUGAGGUUUAGAUUCUAUGGACAGAUGACACUUGAAGAUUUCCUUCCCUUUUUUCUUUUCUUGUUUGUAAAUUUUACUAUAACAUGAGCGAAAUUGAAAUCGAAAAAGUAUAUUUAACGACCGCUGGCCGUUAUUUAUCCGCCGGCUUGUAAAAUAUAAAUGUUUUUUUCAAACAUAUCCCUAUAGGAGAGUAUUUUUUUUUGUCACAUUGAAAGAUAUCUGCAGUAUAAUAAACAUUUAGAACGAAACACAGCCGAUAACUGCAAAUAACAGCCUUAGCUGAUUAUGAACACAAACUUCAUGCUGGCCGUUAUUGCCACUUAUCGGCCUUAUAACGUUAAUAAAUAUUUUCACCAUAAUAAUUAUACCAAUAUAAAAACUUGAAUGAUACUCACUUGGAAGCCAUAAUGAUGUGAGAUCGCGCAAACAUGGUAUACUACUUGUAACAACGUGGAUAGUUGUAAAAAUGUACAAAAUAAAAUAUAGGUACUCAUCAAUAGUAUUAUAAAUCAGUGGCUGUUAGAAACGAGGAUGAAUUUGUAAACUUAUAAUUGUAUAAUGUAAUAAAAGAUUUUUUAAGUAAAUUUUAAUACUUAUAUAUUUCCACAAUUUUUUGUUAAACUUUUAACAUGUUUCGCUAAACUUUAGCUUCAUCAGAAAGAUUUUAGAAAAAUAAAAUGUAGACAUAAAAGUGAAAUUGACAAAUAUAAAAAAGGUAAAAGCUGGUCUAAUUUUAUGUUAAUUUAAAUAGGUAUUACACAGUAAAUAAAUUUAAAAGUGGUGAAUUGUUUAAAUCUAAUUGGUCGUUUAAUAAACAGUCUAAAGUUUUAAGUUUGUAUAAAUUGUAUAAUGAUCUUGUUUAACUUUUUUAUAUCAGUAUAUGUGUCCUAGAAUUUGAGAAAGAAAAAACCUAAUCAUCAGCGUGUGU
This is a messenger RNA of Ceutorhynchus assimilis (cabbage seed weevil), 3100 nucleotides long. NCBI's taxonomy places the organism in Eukaryota, Metazoa, Arthropoda, Insecta, Coleoptera, Curculionidae. The record is from the annotation of a GenBank genome assembly.